Molecule: messenger RNA, 3203 nt
Organism: Ylistrum balloti
Lineage: Eukaryota; Metazoa; Mollusca; Bivalvia; Pectinida; Pectinidae
Product: microcephalin-like
Exons: 12
Coding region: 1-3009 (1002 amino acids)
Biological process (GO): mitotic cell cycle
Source: RefSeq, a predicted model, not a curated record
AUGGCUAACUAUCAGGAAGAUGAUAUGGACCUUCCCAAUACACAGAUUUUGGAUGACAGAGUUCUCAAAGAUGUUGUAGCCUAUGUAGAAGUACGAUCUACCAAUGACAAUAGAACAAAAGCUAUAUGUAAGGAGCUUGAGAAUCUUGGGGCCAUGAUUAAAAAGACGUUCACAGAUGAUGUAACACAUGUUGUGUACAAAGAAGGCUGUAAAAGGACGAGGACAAAAGCCCAGAAAAGAGGUGUUUACCUUGUGUCCGUCCUCUGGGUUGACAGUUGUAAACAAAAUCAAGAACAUGUAUCAGAGAGACUUUAUCCAGCUACACUUCCAGAUGACAAGUCCACACCCAUACUUCUCACAAAACUCAAGAAAAUGAAGUCAAUGCAGCCACGAGAUUUUGAUGAAGAUGUUGCCAAUAGUGCAGAACGCUGUACAAAGCGGAAACGUAAGGUGGAACUUCUCAAGAUAGGGAAAGAUAGUACUCCCUGUAACUCUCCUGGCCUUGGAGGAAUCCUUGUUAUGGAGACACAGCCACGGUCACCAGAGGAGAUUCCCACCCCUCUAAGACUGACAAUUCCAGACACACCUCCCAGCAUGAGAGCCAGAUUAAAGGAGCUCAGGAAGAAUAAUGAUUCCAACCUGCCUGAUACAUCUCUCAGUAAAGAAGCAGAUCAAAUGACUGGAGAUAAGCCGUUAAUCAGGAAGCUGUUCAACACUAGUGAGGUUAAUAUGGAGGUGGAGGAAGAAGAUCCACUGAUGGUGUUAAACAGAGCAAAAUCAAUCAACAAAACAGUACCUGAUGAGGACAGCAGCACACAAGUAUCAGCUUCUUUAGCUGCUCUGGAGACAUCAAAAUUAACAACGUCAAGGAGGACAAGUAAUCGUCGUAAAUCAAUGUCUUCAGAAAAGUUUUCAGAGAAAGAUAGUAUGGAUUUGUCUACAAGAUCAUCCCGACGUCGAAAGUCAAUUGCUGUGACAUCUUUUAACAUGGACAAUAAAGUACCAGAAGGACUGCAAGACGAAGCCACAAACCCUGAAAAUAAACAUGCCUCAAAUGUUGUACAAAUACACCACGAAGAUAUAGCUCCUGUUAGUACUGAAGAAAAUAUGGCCAAGUGUAAAUCAUCUGACAAAAAUACUCCUGAAAUAAAACAGAAAAUAACUGAUUUUAAGUGCAACAAGGCAACAGCUAAAGGUCGUAGAAAAUCUUUGGUUGAUAAAAAUAAUACCACACAACUCACUGUUAAGGAUGUUUCUUGUGGUGGUAGAGAUUCCUCUAUCAGCAUAGCCAAUGAAGAAGAUGGGAGCAUUAGAGAUGGAGGAAGAAUAUCGGACCCCUCCCCUGUUGAAAGGAGCAUAGCCAAUGUAAAGGCUGGGGUGAGUAGACGUAGAAGUCGGGUAUCGGAUCCCUGUACAGGAGUCACAACUACAAAGAAAGCAUCUGCCCUUCCCUCAAGGAGGGGACAAAGGAAGUCUGUAACAUUUUCCACCUCAAAAGCUAGUAUCAUUGAUCAGGAGUCUGCUGGUAAAAAGUCUACUGAUGAUGAGCAACAAUACUCAAACAUUUCCAAGAUUGAUACAGAUCGGGCUAGUGUAAAUGUUGUUGAUGAUUCACAUACUAGUAGUUCAGCUGUUAAUGAUGAAAAAUCAAAUUUUAAUUUUCCCAGUGUAGGGGAGGGGUUCUCUGAUAAGUCUGAUGAUAACCUAAGUCCUCCCGUGGCAACUGGUGAUAACAUUAGAACAAAACUGCAACCAAAGAAAGAGAGAAUCUCCAAGAAAAAGAUGUUGAUGUCACAAGAUAGCAUGCCUAGCUCAUUUCUGAUUGAACCAACAAUGAAAUCAGAUAAAGUACUUCCAACCCUUCUAGAUAACUAUCCUAAAGAAUUGGCAAGUGUUGUGGGGCAGAAGAGAAAAGUUACAAUGGAAGAAGGUAAUAAGGAAUCGCAUAAAAAGUCGAGGAAGGGCAGCAGAUCUGAAACCCAGCAACCACAAGCUAGUGAUAUGUUUUCAGAUAGUGAUGACAGUGAUAAGUCGGAAAGACAUGUUGCUCCUGUCAGAAACAUAAUGAGAGAAAUAUUAGAGAAUAACAGUGCUUUGAGUGCAUCAGGUAUACAGACUGAGUCUGUUUUACAGACAACUGGUCCUCAUGGUAUGUCCUUGUCAACAGUGUUUGGGGACGAGACCAUGACUACCUCUGUCUGUGGUUUUGCACCACCAAGACCCAGCAUUGACGAAUUCAACCUGAAGAAGAUUAAGUCCCACAACAAGACGAGGAAGAAAGCAUUAUCUGAGUCAUCAGUGGGCAAAUACAAGAAAAAGUGUAGUGAUAGUGAAAAAUCAAGUAGUGAUAGUGAUGGAACUGGAAAAUCUCAAACCAAGGUCCUUGGAGAUGUAGGGUCUUCCUUCAGACGCAGUCCACAUAGACCUUCCAUUGUCAUGACAAGUUUACACUCACAUGAACAGGACAGUGUCAUCGCCAUUGUGAAAAAUAUUGGUCACUUUGUAAUCUCUGACAAUGUUUCUGAUACCACCAGUCAUGUAAUAUGUGGCGGUCCUCGACGCACCCUCAACCUGUUGUAUGCUGUGUCUAGGGGCUCCUGGAUACUCCACCAAAAAUGGGUUUACGAUUCACUGGAUGCUGGUCAAUGGUUACCAGAAGAGGAAUAUGAGGUGACCGAUUGGUUUCCAUCUGUCAAGGUUGCCCGACUACAAAAAGAAAGUUUGAAGGAGAACUACAAGUCAACACUGUUUUCAGGUGAAGGGAUAAUGUUCGUGGCACAGAAAACUUCCCCACCAAGGUCACAUCUUUGUGCUCUCAUCAAACUUUGUGGUGGGCAGGUAACAAUGUCUACAUCGAAGGCCCAGAUAAUUGUAGGUAACGAUUUCUACCCUGACAGGACCAGUGUUUCACCUCUCUGGAUUCUAGAUUGUAUCAUACAGCAGAGAUUAGAGCCCAUGGAGGCCUACCUUCAAGGUAGACCCAAACGUGAUAGUAGUCCAGAGUUUUAAUACAAGCCUAAAGAUGGCAUUAUUCAAUGCAGGCUCUUACAUGGCUGAAGGUUAAGAACAAACAAUUGAAGAUACUCGUCACAAAUGGGAUCUGGCAUGUCCAGAGAUUUAGUACAAUCAAAAAGAGGUGAACUCAGAGAGAUUUGGAGAUAGAGUACAGGCAAAAGGAGGCACUCAUCUAGGUGAACUCAGAC